ACCAUACCAGCUGACCCACCGCUCCUGGCCAUCUUGCGUGAGUCUCUCCCGGGGUUUUGUCUCCCGUUGCUUCUUAUUUGUCCAGGUCAAGAAGUUGGGAAGUCCACACGGCUUGGAGGAGUGUAGUAGGUGCUGUAGAACUGUAUUAUGUCCACUGCCGUCAUGUCAUCCGAGUUGAAAUUGGAAACUGCUCCUUUCGAUCCCCGCUUCCCAAAUCAGAAUCAAACCAAGUAUUGCUACCAGAGCUAUAUUGACUAUCACAGAUGCCAGAAAAUUAAGGGUGAAGAAUAUGAACCAUGUAAUUACUUCAAGAAGGUUUACCAAUCUAUGUGCCCUAAUGCCUGGGUGGAGAAGUGGAAUGACCAGUUGGAAGCAGGGACUUUCCCUGGAAAAAUUUGAAAACUUCACUUAUAAUGACUUGUACAUCCACUUAACUUUUGGAGAAAUGUUCAGAUUUCCUUAUGGAUUGCUUCUGUGAAAAUUUAGUAAUGCAGUGUGCUUCAAGGCAUUCCAACACUUUCUGUAUACUGAGGAAUGGGAUUAAGUUAUUAAGAUUCAAUGUGUACUUGCCCUUGUAUAAUUUGAUCAUUGUGGCAAUUUGUUGUAGAUAUAUGUACAUUGAAUUUAUGUAGAUAAUGAAAAAAAUUGAUAUGCUGCAACACCGGUGUAAUCUAACCUACUCAUGUGUAUUGUACAAAUAAAAGUGGUAUUACAAAA
This is a messenger RNA of Procambarus clarkii (red swamp crayfish), 717 nucleotides long. Lineage: Eukaryota; Metazoa; Arthropoda; Malacostraca; Decapoda; Cambaridae. The record is from RefSeq and is a predicted model, not a curated record.